Mobula hypostoma (lesser devil ray) is the source of this 1233-nucleotide messenger RNA. It is a transcript of the gene ndufv3, whose product is annotated as NADH:ubiquinone oxidoreductase subunit V3. The record is from RefSeq and is a predicted model, not a curated record. Gene Ontology annotation, cellular component: mitochondrion. Bases 111 to 1118 code for a protein of 335 amino acids. Lineage: Eukaryota; Metazoa; Chordata; Chondrichthyes; Myliobatiformes; Myliobatidae. The transcript has 4 exons. Gene Ontology annotation, biological process: mitochondrial ATP synthesis coupled electron transport.
CCCCGAGAGCAUGCGCCGUCGGCUCGACAGGCCGGCGCUGUGCACCACUACUUUGCUUCCCUCUGUCCUUCGUGCACCGAACCUAAGGCGUUUGGUUCCACUCUCGGACAAUGGCGGCGUCGUUUUUGCGGCUCGGCGUUUGCGAAACUCGACGGAUGCUACUUCUCGAGAAAUUGGGAACUUUGGCAGCUUUCACCACCAAAGCACCCAGGCCACAGAAGAAGAAAAUCAAGGGAGCCGGGCCCCAAGAGCUUACCCAUGGAGUUUCAGUUCAAGCCACAGACAUGACUACCAGAGAACGAGCAAACCUCCUUUCCAGGAAAACCCUGCUGAAUUUUCCCAGAAAAACUUCUGGCCUGAAGCAGUUGCCACUCACCAAGAGCAGGCAGAAGAAGGUGGUUUUCUCUGAUGCUGCUGAAGGCAAGGAACAGACAGUGACAGCCUGUCAGUCUGGUGCUACAGAGGUGCCAGUGGAUGAUAGAGCUGCAGCUGGUGAAGAAUCUGACUCCAGCUCCGAUUCUGAUGACGAAACUAUGACUGGGGAUGCCUUAAAAAGUCCCGUUAAGUUUCUGAGACAUGAUUCCCCAACCAGGAAUAUGGGGUGGAUGAAGGAAAGGAAACAAGAGGAGCCAAGAGCCAGCAAGCCCCAGUCAGAGCCAGGAAUUGCUGUCUCCAGCGGCUCUGUGAGAGAACUGCCCACUCAACCGAGCACUACAGCAGGAGGACAGGAAGCACAAGUUGCCCAUCCCAAAGCAGGAGGCCAAAGGAGACACACUGAGGCUGCAGCGACACCUCCAGAUACCAAAAUCGCCCAUGCGGAAGGCACAUCUGGCAGCUUACAAAGGGCAGGGUUGCCACUGGCACAGAGUGAAACACUGAGAGAGCACCAGAUAGAGGAGGAGGUGAUAGAAGAUUCCUGGGCCUCAUCUUCAGCCAAUGCUACAGAUACGCCAAUGGAAGCAGUCGUGGAGCCUAUUGAGGAAGUGUCGGAUCCUUCUACUUACAAGAACACUCAGCACCACGAUUACACCCCGCUGACCUUUAUAGACCUAGAAAUGGAGAUGGCGAAGUACAGGCUGCCUCAGCCCUCCUCAGGAAGGUUGAGUCCUCGCCAGUGACUCGUCAAACUUACUACAGGCAGCAAGAACAGCGGUCCGAGCUAAACUAAAUAAAGCUGCUCAUUUCACCAAUCUGUGUGCUAACUCCUUAUAACAAAAAUAUUUUAUAAUGCCG